Molecule: messenger RNA, 851 nt
Organism: Leptidea sinapis
Lineage: Eukaryota; Metazoa; Arthropoda; Insecta; Lepidoptera; Pieridae
Product: proton-transporting V-type ATPase complex assembly regulator TMEM9-like
Exons: 5
Coding region: 259-723 (154 amino acids)
Cellular component (GO): lysosomal membrane
Source: RefSeq, a predicted model, not a curated record
UGAAAUAUGUGCAUUUUUUUGUAAUAAAAUUCUAAUUUCUAUUACGAUUUAUGUGAAUAUGUACCAAUAUUAUGACUGAACCAUGUUUAGAUGUUUGAAAGGGAAAUUGGUCAUUUGAACUAUAUGCCUAACAAAUUAGUUUAUUUAAUUAGAAUGGUAUAUUUUUUUUUGUUAUUUAAAGUCAUGUUCAUAUAUUACUGCUUAGAAGUUUUCCUCCUUAUCGAUAAUUUUAUAUAAAAUGUCCUAAAAUUAAAAAAAAUGUAUACAACAAAGUCAUUAAUAUAUUUUAUUAUUAUCUUUAUCUGCCCUGCAGUAUUGGGACAAUUUUAUGAAGAUAAAAGAUGUCGAUGUGUGUGUCCUAGUCCAGCUUCAAUUAUAAACAAAACACAGGAUAAAAUUUUUGAUCGGAAACUUUACAUUGCUUAUGUCCCACCAAGCAAAUGCAACUGUGAUGGUGUAAUAUUACCACUCAUGAGUGAUGAGAUAAGAGAUAAUGCUCAAGUAUUUUGUCCAUGGUGUGAAUGUAAAUAUGAGACUAGGAAUACUACAAUAAUUAUGGUUGUAGUGAUAAUUGUACUAUGGAUAUUGAUGCUACUUACAGCCUAUCUUAUAUUUCUUAUGAUUCUUGAUCCACUUGUUACCAAGAGGAAAACAGAAACUUAUAGUUCCAAUGCUGAUGAAGCACAAAAUCUUCUUCUGCAGGAGCAUGAUCCUGAAGAUUAAUCUUGUACUUGUAUUUAGUAAUAAAGCUGUUGACAAUAUUUUUUAGUUGUAAUCAUAUUGUUUUUUGUAAUAUAAUAUUUAUUAAGAAUAAAAUAAAAAUAUAUCUGUCUACUGACAAGAAACUCCCA